Gymnodraco acuticeps is the source of this 5112-nucleotide messenger RNA. It is a transcript of the gene zyx, whose product is annotated as zyxin. NCBI's taxonomy places the organism in Eukaryota, Metazoa, Chordata, Actinopteri, Perciformes, Bathydraconidae. The transcript has 9 exons. Gene Ontology annotation, biological process: integrin-mediated signaling pathway; transforming growth factor beta receptor signaling pathway. The record is from RefSeq and is a predicted model, not a curated record. Bases 559 to 2559 code for a protein of 666 amino acids.
CAUGAUUGCAGAUUGUUUCAAUGAGGGAUACACACCUUAGGGAAAGGCAUGUUUGUGAUGUGACACUAUGGGUGUCACAUGGCAGCGGUUUAUAAGACAUAUGAAAACUACUGCAGAUUCUGGUUGAAAGAUACCUUUGUGUGGAUGAUGUCCCGUUGUUUCCCUAUAGCUGAUAGGCCGUUUUGAGAACAGAAACAUAUACUGUAGGCUGAUGGACACCGACGAUAAGGACUGCUAUGCGGAAACCCCAACAGGAAGUCGAGCCAAAAAGUUGACAAAGCUAGUUAGCUAGCCGCGCAGCUGGUUAGCCUUUAUUUACGUCAGAGAGUGGAAGAAAUAACUUGAUGACAGCACAGUUAUGAGAAGGCGUGUGUGUAUUGCCAUAUGAGGUAAGGAAAAAAUGGGGCGGUGUUGUAGCCACCAAAACUACCUGAGAUAAGCUAGUAGUGGUAGGGGUGUGUAGCAAGCUAGCUAACGUUAAUACUGCUGUGAUUGAUGAUAAGCCAGAGGUUAGCGUUCAUCACACUGACUGGUCAAGCUCACAGAUAAACACCCAACAUGGAGGAGUCCAGCAGCAGCAAGCCGUUCAUGGUGACGUCGUCUCUGAACUUCAAAGUCACCACCCCGUCCUUCUACAACCAGCCAAAGAAGUUUGCCUCUGUGGCCCCGCCGCGGUCCAAGAGUGUGACCCCCCCCUCGGGUCCAUCACCCACACCUGUAGGCACGGCUGUGAUUGGUCGAGUGGGAGACCUUCCUCCGCCGCCCCCUUCGCUCUGUGAUGACUUCCCCCCUCCUCCCCCUCCUCCUCCACUGGAUGAUGAUUUGCCAGCCCCUCCCCCCGAAUGUCAACCCUCUUCCUACGAGGCGGCCUCUCCUGAAUUCCCCGCUCCCCCUCCAGCGGUGGAAGACCUGUCGCUCCCAGCUCCCCCCGAUGACUUCGCCCCCCCGCCGUCCUUACCGUCUCCCCCUCCUCCCCCACCCCCUCCCCCUCCCCCUCCACCUCCACCCCUCUUUGCCUCUGGUAUUCCUAGUGCUGCUGGAAACCCACAGAGACUUGUGGAGAAGCAGACGAGCUUCGAUCAACAGCUGGACACUCUGACCGACUUACUGUCCGAGAUGGAGACCAGGGGACCUUUCAACCCCAAGAUACCAAGCCAGUAUUCUUCCGCACCAGCAACAGCACCCAAGCCUCCAGCUCCCCCCCCCACCGCCCCGAAACCAUCCCUCUCCUUCCUCCCGCCCCUUGAGAUGGGAGACCGCCCGCCUCCUGCUCCCUGGGCCGAAGAACUCAAAGCCAGAACGAACCGACACGCCAAUAAUCACAACUCUGGACCCAACUCCUCUCAGCCGCUCUCUAAAGCCCCCGCUGUGGCCCCCAAAGCUGCUUUCGGAGGGAGAACGGCCACUUCCUCAACCUCCCUGGCGCAGAAACUGAACCAGAACCUGAACCAGAACGCGGUUCCAGUCGCACCGAAGCCUUCCCCUGCCUCCAGCUCCUUCCCGCCGCCUCCCGCAGCCCCCCCCGCCGCUCCUGCUCCACCCAAAACCACGGCCCCCGCCCCGGCCUUCAACCACAUCAAGAGUUCUCCCUUCGCUGGUCAGAUGACUGCAAACCAGAACCCCCCCGCUGCGCCUGCUCCUCCUCCACCUCAGCCCAAGAUGAUGGCGUCUCCCUCCUCCUCCUUUAACCAACCAAUGAAAUCUCCUCCUCCUCCUCCUCAGCCCAAGAUGAUGGCGUCUCCCUCCUCCUCCUUUAACCAACCAAUGAAAUCUCCUCCUCCUCCUCAGCCCAAGAUGAUGGCGUCUCCCUCCUCCUCCUUUAACCAACCAAUGAAAUCUCCUCCUCCUCCUCAGCCCAAGAUGAUGGCGUCCCCCUCCUCCUCCUCCUCCUCCUUUAACCAACCAAUGAAAUCUCCUCCUGCAGCAACACCCUCACCCUCCGGCCCAGUGGCUAUCCCAGGUGGAGGCGUCCCUCUGAAUAUGAGGGAGGUGGAGGAGCUGGAGAGGAUGACCAAGGACUUCAUCAGAGACAUGGACACAAACGCACCCGUCAUCACCUCCCCACCGACAGAGAUGUGUGGGAAGUGUGGCGAGGCUCUGUCCCGCACCCAGCCGGCCGUCAGAGCCAUGGAGAAACUCUUCCACUCCGACUGCUUCUGCUGCCUGAGCUGCCAGCGCCCCCUGCAGGGCCUGCAGUUCUAUGACCGCGACGGGGCCCCCCAGUGUGAUGACUGCUACACGAGCUCUCUGGCGGUGUGUUCCCGCUGCGGGGAGAGGAUCACAGACCGCGUGCUGAAGGCAGUGGGCCAGUGUUUCCACUCUCACUGUUUCCGCUGCAGCACCUGCUCCUGCUCUCUGGAGGGGGCGCCCUUCAUCACCGACGACAACAACAACCCCUACUGCGUCCCGGAUUACCACAGGUGUUUCUCCCCUCAGUGUGUGAGCUGUAACGAGCCCAUCGUGCCCUCCCCGGGCAGCGAGGAGACGGUCAGAGUGGUCGCUCUGGACAAGAACUUCCACCCUCAAAGUGUUACCCGUUGUGGAGGUGAGAACAUUUAAACUCAAGGUGUUGUCAAAAUAAACCUCACAUAAUGUUCAAGGUUCCAGGCUUUUAUUGUCAGGUGUGCAUAGCUACAGUGUAGUGAACAUCUUAGGUCACAGGCUCCUCCUACAGUGCAACACAAUAAACAGAUAAAUAGUGCAAGUAAAUAAAAUAGAAUAUAAUAGGAAAUAGUGCAGAAUAGUAUAUAUACAAGUAAUUGGAAUAUUGAUAUGAGUUGCAAACAGAUGAAUGUUAUGGAUGUUCUUUCAACAGUGCAGGACUUAUGGCCUGUAUUAUUCAAUCUAAUAUUCCAUUGCUCACAUACUUACGUAUAUAUAAUAUCCCGCUUUAUAUUUUGUUACGGUACAUUUGUAAUUCAACAUGUAUAUUUUCAACUUUUUUUUAAUGCUAUUGUAUUUCUAUUGAGAUGUUUACAUGUUGAAAUGUUUAUUUCUAGUCUUUUAAUUUUGUAUCGUACAAUACCAUGUCUUUUAUGCUGCUGCAAACGCAAAACAAAUCGCAAAUUGGUAUCAAUAAAGUACUUCUUAUCUUAUCUUAGUAAAUAACCUGCUAAUAAACACAUCUGUGUGUCUGUCCUGCAGGAUUGUGCCCGCCCUCUCUCCAUAGAAGCCGAUGAAAAUGGCUGCUACCCAUUGGAUGGCAAGAUCCUGUGUAUGAAGUGCCACACCCAGCGAGCCAAGCAAGCUGCGCAGUGAUUGGCUGAAGCGGCGUUACUCUCCGAUUUAACUAUGAACCAAAAUCCAAAAGCACGGGAUUCAUCCAGCGGCCCUUUUGCCUUGGCAGCAGUCAUUCAGUGUACAUGUGGCAGGUGUGUGUGUGUGUGUGUGUGUGUGUGUGUGUAUGUGCGUGGAGCAGUGUGUCUGCAUGCAGAUCCAGAGUAGUAUUCCCCUCGUCUUUGUUCUCUUCAGUGCAGAAGUAAUGUACUGCAUUGAUUUCCAUCUUUUAUCCCCCAACUCAUCUAGCCCUCUUUGUGUACAACAACGUAUUUUUUGUGCCAAUUCCAUGUUUACGCUAAACGUUUCCAGCAUAACUUGCACAAGAACAGUCAAAAGAGCAGUCUGAAGAAUAUAAAGUUGCCUUCUCGCGCCUCGAUAUUGUAAGUAGCAACAAGAAAUUGCCAUUUUAAGCGGGCGGUCUCUGUCCCUGUGAGCAUUGUAACGAAGAUGCUUUUUUACCAUAGGCUGAGAAGUACCACAUUUGACCACUCUGCAGAUUUCACCACUCCGAUUGGCUGCUGGUUGAGAAUAUCUUUAACAUGUUGGCAGUUUUUGUGCCUGCACGCAUGGUUAAUGAUGCUUUCCCCUGCCUAGAGUGCUUCAUGUCAGCCAAUCUACUCCGACAGCAUCUUAAAGACGUCUAGGGCUAAUCAUUAACUGCAAAAAACAAAAACGGGGAUUGUUGCUCUUAGUUUGUGAUGUGAAUUUGAUCAUUUACAGGCAUGCGUUUUCACUAUGUCUCGUAGCUUUCUCUCCUUCAAUCAUACACACCGUAAAAGGGCAAGAUCAGAACAAAAAUGAGUCCCUUGAGUAUUUUUACAUGCAUGCUUUUUGAAUGCACAAUUAUGAACAAGCACAGAUCCCAUUCAACGGGUCUAAUAAAAACAAAAUGGUUAUGAAUGCCAGCUGCACGGCUGAAAACAGGACCUAUCAUGUGAUCGUUGCACAUUUCCACAGUGAAAUAAAAAAGCCUUUGAGUGUCGCUUUGACUCUAAAGCCCCCGCACAUGAUACAUUUUGUAUUAGUGGUAACCAUCUAGACAUACUAGUAGCUUUUGAUAUGCAUCUCUUGCUUUAAAUAUUAUAAUUUAUGGAUUCUUUUUUAUUAAGUAUUAAGGUUAUGUGUACAAAACAACCUGUCCUUACAGUAGAAUAAUAGAUUAGCAUAUGAUGCAAAUUAGUGACCAAUUAUGUUGUAGCUGGAAGUUAAUAAAACACGUUACAUGAGAUUCAAUGUCUGACUUUCAUGUAUGUUCUUAAUCACCUUCUUGUGUUUGAGCCCAGUUUAUUUUUGGUUUAUUGUAUUGUUAAAGUAAAUACCACUAUUAUUUCCAUUAUUCAUCUUUUUUUACUCUGUUCAUGUCGGUAUAUUCUACUUUAUUCCUAUCUUACUGUACUGUAUUUCGUUGAUAAAUGCUUACAAUGAUUCCAUUCUGACCCUGGAGACCUGCCUUCUCUGCUGUUGUUUCUCUGAGUUGAGCCUACAGAAAUUCAUUCCACACAGAAAAACACAAAACAUGGCAACAGUGAUUGAGCGUUGCAUGCUAUCUGUGUCAGUGGUGGUGUUUCCUCCAGUGUUUCCUCUUCAGUCUGCACCGCCCGCUCCGCCUUCGUCAUCACUCUGAGAUUUGAUAAUGCUUUCAUGGUUGCAUUUAUCUGGCGUUCUGUUAUGUUUGUCAUAUUGUAUUACAUGCGGAUGCCUUGUCUUUUCAUAUAACUUUUUUAAAAAGGAAUUCCUGUUUGAUAUGUGUGUAUGUGUUUAAAAUCCUUAUUUAGCCCCCCCCUCCCUUUGACUGUAUCAAAAGAUAAACAAAUAAAUAAAUACAAUGCUAAA